This is a messenger RNA of Plasmodium vinckei vinckei, 2562 nucleotides long. Its product is annotated as cGMP-dependent protein kinase, putative. Gene Ontology annotation, biological process: peptidyl-serine phosphorylation; signal transduction. The transcript is spliced from 5 exons. The record is from RefSeq and is a predicted model, not a curated record. Gene Ontology annotation, molecular function: ATP binding; cGMP-dependent protein kinase activity; cAMP-dependent protein kinase activity. Bases 1 to 2562 code for a protein of 853 amino acids. NCBI's taxonomy places the organism in Eukaryota, Apicomplexa, Aconoidasida, Haemosporida, Plasmodiidae. Gene Ontology annotation, cellular component: cAMP-dependent protein kinase complex.
AUGGAUGAUGAUGAAAUAAUUCCAAAGAAAAAUAAUGAAAGAAAUAAGAAAAAGGCAAUUUUUUCUAAUGAAGAAUUUUCAGGGGAGGAUAAUUUAAUGGAGGACCACCUAGAAUUGAGGGAUAAAUUGGCAGAAGAUAUCGUCACUAUAAAAACUUCCCUAAAAAAUAAUCUUGUAUGUAGUACACUAAAUGAAAAUGAAAUAUUAGCACUGUCUAAUUAUAUGCAAUUUUUUGUUUUCAAAAGUGGAGAUAUGGCCAUAAAGCAAGGAGAAAAAGGUUCCUACUUCUUCAUUAUAAAUAGCGGCAAAUUCGAUGUAUACGUAAAUGACAAAAAAGUGAAAACUUUGACCAAAGGAUGCUCAUUUGGAGAAGCCGCUUUAAUACACAAUACUCAAAGAAGUGCUACUAUAAAAGCAGGAACGAAUGGAACAUUAUGGGGUGUGCAAAGAAGUACAUUCAGAGCAACAUUAAAACAAUUAUCAAAUAGAAAUUUUAAUGAAAAUAGAAGUUUCAUUGAUUCUGUAUCUGUUUUUGAUAUGCUAACAGAAGCACAAAAAAAUAUGAUAACCAAUGCAUGUGUUAUACAAAAUUUUAAACCCGGAGAAACAAUAGUUAAGCAAGGGGAUUAUGGAGAUGUUCUAUACAUUCUGAAAGACGGAAAAGCAACUGUAUAUAUUAAUGAUGAAGAAAUCAGAGUUCUAGAAAAGGGAUCAUACUUCGGAGAGAGAGCUCUUCUGUACGAUGAACCGCGAAGCGCUACAAUUAUCGCUAAGGAAGUGACAUCUUGUGCAUCUAUUUGUCGAAAAUUGUUAAAUGUGGUUCUGGGAAAUUUACAAGUAGUAUUGUUUCGUAACAUCAUGACAGAGGCUCUUCAACAGAGUGAAAUAUUUAAACAAAUAAGUCCCGAUCAAUUAAAUGAUUUAGCUGAUACAGCUAUAGUUAGAGAUUAUCCAGCAAACUAUAAUAUAUUACAUAAAGAUAAGAUAAAAAGUGUAAAAUAUAUAAUAGUAUUAGAAGGUAAAGUAGAGUUAUUUCUUGAUGAUGAAUCGAUUGGAAUAUUGACAAGAGGCAUGUCAUUUGGAGAUCAAUAUGUACUUAAUCAAAAACAAAAAUUUAAGCAUACAUUAAAAUCGUUAGAGGUAUGCAAAAUAGCAUUAAUUACAGAAUCAUGCUUAGCCGAUUGCUUAGGAAAUAAUAAUAUAGAUGCAUCUAUAGAUUAUAAUAACAAAAAAAGUAUUAUAAAAAAAAUGUAUAUUUUUCGAUAUUUAACUGAUAAACAGUGUAAUUUACUUAUCGAAGCAUUUAAAACAACUCGAUAUGAAGAAGGCGACUAUGUUAUACAAGAAGGUGAAGUAGGGUCAAGAUUUUAUAUAAUAAAAACUGGAGAAGUAGAAAUAGUAAAAAAUAAUAAAAGACUAAGAACAUUAGGGAAAAAUGAUUAUUUUGGCGAAAGAGCGUUAAUUUAUGAUGAACCAAGAACGGCAUCAGUUAUAAGUACUGUAAACAAUUUAGAAUGUUGGUAUGUUGAUAAAUCAGUUUUUUUACAAAUUAUUGAAGGGCCCAUGUUAGCACAUUUGGAAGAAAGAAUUAAAAUGCAAGAUACUAAAGUAGAAAUGUCAGAAUUAUUAACAGAAAGAAUUAUAGGUAGAGGUACAUUUGGUAUUGUUAAGCUAGUUUUACAUGAACCCACAAAAAUUAGAUAUGCAUUAAAAUGUGUUAGUAAAAAAAGUAUUAUAGAAUUAAACCAACAAAAUAAUAUUAAAUUAGAAAGAGAAAUUACUGCUGAAAAUGACCAUCCAUUCAUUAUUAGGUUAGUAAGAACAUUCAAAGAUUCUAAAUAUUUUUAUUUUUUAACGGAGUUAGUUACUGGAGGAGAACUUUAUGAUGCUAUUAGAAAGUUAGGUUUAUUAUCAAGAUCACAAGCACAGUUUUAUUUAGGCUCUAUUAUAUUAGCAAUCGAAUAUUUGCAUGAAAGAAAUAUAGUCUAUCGAGAUCUAAAACCUGAAAACAUCUUAUUAGAUAAGCAAGGAUAUGUCAAAUUAAUCGAUUUUGGUUGUGCAAAAAAAAUACAUGGAAGAUCAUAUACAUUAGUAGGAACACCACAUUAUAUGGCACCUGAGGUUAUAUUAGGAAAAGGAUAUGGAUGCACCGUUGAUAUAUGGGCAUUAGGUGUUUGCUUAUAUGAAUUUAUAUGUGGCCCAUUACCCUUCGGUAAUGAUCAAGAGGAUCAAUUAGAAAUAUUUAGAGACAUAUUAACAGGGCAAUUAACUUUCCCAGAUUAUGUUACUGAUACUGAUAGUAUUAAUUUAAUUAAAAGAUUAUUAUGUAGAUUGCCUCAAGGAAGAAUUGGAUGCUCAAUAAAUGGAUUCAAAGAUAUUAAAGAAAAUCCAUUUUUUUCCGAUUUUGAUUGGGAUCGAUUAGCUGGGCGUUCGCUUGAACCUCCUCUCAUUUCGAAAAGUGAAACUUAUGCAGAGGAUAUCGAUGUUAAGCAAAUCGAACAAGAAGAAGAAGAUAAUGCAAAUGCCGAAAUUGAUGAUGAAAAUUGGGAUAUAGAUUUUUAA